This is a messenger RNA of Haplochromis burtoni (Burton's mouthbrooder), 280 nucleotides long. Its product is annotated as core histone macro-H2A.1-like. Gene Ontology annotation, cellular component: nucleosome. The record is from RefSeq and is a predicted model, not a curated record. Lineage: Eukaryota; Metazoa; Chordata; Actinopteri; Cichliformes; Cichlidae. Gene Ontology annotation, molecular function: protein heterodimerization activity; structural constituent of chromatin; DNA binding.
ACUUGGGCUUUAUUUGAUGUUUCGAGGCGCAGCGCAUAUCCGGAUCGACGGGGACGCGUUACUUUCCGUGUGUUGGAGCCUCCGUGGAAAACGAAGGGGCGGACAAACAUGUCAGCCAGAGGAGGAAAGAAGAAGGCCACCAAGCUGUCCCGUUCAGCCAGGGCAGGUGUCAUCUUCCCAGUGGGGCGCAUGAUGCGGUAUCUGCGCAUUGGCACGCACAAAUAUCGCAUUGGCAUGGGGGCUCCGGUGUACAUGGCAGCUGUCAUUGAGUACCUGGCAG